CUGCCCGCACUUUGCUGAGACCCACGAGGCACUUUCCGCCCACACAGAACCCUGGUCCCUUUCCAGAACUCUCAGCAAAUAGCAGUGCUCCAUCCAGAAGUCCCUCUGCCGACAUCCUGCCCGGCCCAGAUGAAACCGGUAGUUGGAGGCCGUGUGGUUGUCACUCAUUGCUGAUCCAGGUAAAAAGGAAAGGACACUGAGUUUGCCAGGAGCGGUAAAGUCGAACAGGAUCAAGAAGGUGGAGCAUGGCUCUGAGCAAUGAUCUCGUGGUCCUGAGCAGUGGCAGCAUGGCACCUGGUGCUACCGGCCCUGGCCCCCUCGCCCCCGGGAAUGGAGACCCCACCGCCCCGCAGCUCACACCCAAAGAAGCACCCAGAGCAAAAGUGAGUCCCAAUGGCUGCCUUCAAGUGAACGGCACCGUUAAGUCGUCGUUCCUGCCUCUAGACAGUCAAAGAGGUGCACCUCAGCUGCUAGCCCCGUGCUGCCACCCCUGCCCAUACCACCAACCUCCGACCAGCCACCACGGCCACCAGGAGCGCCUGCCCGAGGCUGGCCCUGGGGCUCCCUCGGCCUGGGCCCCUUGUUGCAUGCAACCACACCCAGACUACAUCGCAUCGCUCUGUUCGAAACACUCGCCCGUGUACCAGGCUCCGUGCUGUCUGCAGCCCGCCCCGUCCUUCUGCCUGCACCACCCGUGGCCCGACCAUUUCCAGCACCAAUCUGUGCGGCAGCACGUAGCCGACAUCCGAUCAUCCAGACCAUUCAAGUUACCAAAAAGCUACGCGGCCCUGAUAGCUGACUGGCCCGUGGUGGUGCUGGGCAUGUGCACGGUACUCAUCGUGGUCUGCGCCUUGGUCGGAGUGCUGGUGCCGGAGCUCCCUGACUUCUCCGACCCACUGCUGGGAUUUGAACCAAGAGGGACCGCCAUUGGCCAGAGACUGGUCACAUGGAACAACAUGGUGAAGAACACAGGAUACAAAGCAACGUUAGCUAAUUACCCCUUCAAAUACGCAGAUGAGCAAGCUAAAAGCCACCGGAAUGAUCAUCAUGAAAGGAAGAAAAGAGAAGUUGACUGGAACUUCCACAAAGACAGCUUCUUCUGCGACGUUCCAAGUGACCGAUACUCCAGAGUGGUGUUCACGUCAGCUGGAGGGGAGACACUGUGGAAUUUACCUGCAAUCAAGUCCAUGUGCAAUGUGGAUAACUCAAGGAUCAGAUCCCACCCCCAGUUCGGCGACCUCUGCCAGAGGACCACGGCCGCCUCCUGCUGCCCCAGCUGGACCCUGGGCAACUACAUUGCCAUCCUCAACAACAGGUCCUCCUGCCAAAAGAUCGUGGAGCGGGACGUCUCCCACACGCUCAAGCUCCUGCGGGCCUGCGCCAAGCACUACCACAACGGCACCCUGGAGCCGGACUGCUGGGACGCGGCGGCCAGGAGGAAGGACCAGCUCAAGUGCAGUGACGUGCCGCGCAAGUGCACCAAAUACAACGCCGUGUACCAGAUCCUGCACUACCUGGUAGACAAAGACUUCCUGAGCCCCAGGGCCGCCGAGGGGGCCGCCCCCGCCCUCAAGCACAGCAUGCUCUUCUCGCCCACCGAGAAGGGCGAGAGCAUGAUGAACAUCUACCUGGACAACUUCGAGAGCUGGAACGCCUCGGACGGCGUGACGGCCGUCACGGGCAUUGAGUUCGGGAUCAAGCACAGCCUGUUCCAGGACUACCUGCUGAUGGACACGGUGUACCCGGCCAUCGCCAUUGCCAUCGUGCUGCUGGUCAUGUGCGUCUACACCAGGUCCGUGUUCAUCACCCUCAUGACCAUGUUCGCCGUCAUCAGCUCGCUCAUCGUCUCCUACUUCCUGUACCGCGUGGUGUUCCACUUCGAGUUCUUCCCUUUCAUGAACCUCACGGCGCUCGUCAUCCUGGUGGGGAUCGGGGCCGACGACGCCUUCGUCCUGUGUGACGUCUGGAGCCACACCAAGGGCGACAGGCCCCAGGCCGACACAGCCGAGACGGUAAGCGUCACCCUGCGGCACGCGGCCCUCUCCAUGUUCGUCACCAGCUUCACCACGGCCGCCGCCUUCUACGCCAACUACGUCAGCAACAUCACCGCCAUCAGGUGCUUUGGGGUGUACGCGGGCACAGCCAUCCUGGUCAACUACGUGCUCAUGGUCACCUGGCUGCCGGCCGUGGUGGUCCUGCACGAGCGCUACCUGCUCGGCACCUUCGGCUGCUUCCUGGAGCGCCCCCAGCAGGCGUUCGAGCACAAGAGCUGCUGGGUGGCCGCCCGCCACCGGUGCCGCCGGGCCCUGUGCGCCGCGUCCGAGGCCUCGCGCGUCUUCUUCGAGAAGGUCCUGCCCUGCCUGGUCAUCAGGUUCCGCUACCUGUGGCUGCUGUGGUUCCUGGCCCUGACCCUGGGCGGUGCCUACGUCGUGUGCGUGAACCCCAAGAUGAAGCUACCCUCGCUGGAGCUGGCCGAGUUCCAGGUGUUCCGGGCCUCGCACCCCUUCGAGCGCUACGACGCCGAGUACAAGAAGCUGUUCAUGUUCGAGCGCGUCCGCCACGGGGAGGAGCUGCACAUGCCCAUCACGGUGAUCUGGGGCGUGGCCCCGCGGGACACAGGCGACCCGCUUAACCCCAGGAGCAAAGGCCGGCUGACGCUGGACACCAGCUUCAACAUGGCCAGCCCUGCCUCGCAGGCCUGGAUCCUGCGCUUCUGCCAGAAGCUGCGCAACCAGACCUUCUUCCACCAGACGGACGAGCAAGACUUCACCAGCUGCUUCAUCGAGACCUUCAAGCAGUGGAUGGAGAACCAGGACUGCGACGAGCCCGCCCCACACCCCUGCUGCCGCCGCUGGAGCUUCCCCUACAAGCAGGAGGUGUUCGAGCUCUGCAUCAAGCGAGCCAUCAUGGAGCUGGAGCGCAGCACCGGCUACCACCUGGACGGCAAGACGCCGGGGCCCCGCUUCGACGCCAACGACACCAUCCGGGCCGUGGUGCUGGAGUUCCAGAGUGCCCACCUCUUCACGCUGGCCUAUGAGAAGAUGCACCGCUUCUACCGCGAGGUGGACGGCUGGAUGGCCAGCGAGCUGAGCUCGGCGCCCGAGGGCCUGAGCAACGGCUGGUUCGUCAGCAGCCUGGAGUUCUACGACCUGCAGGACAGCCUUUCGGAUGGCACGCUGGUGGCCAUGGGGCUGUCGGUGGCCGUGGCCUUCAGCGUCAUGCUGCUCACCACCUGGAGCCUGGUCAUCAGCCUGUACGCCAUCCUCUCCAUCGCCGGCACCAUCUUCGUCACCGUCGGCUCCCUGGUGCUGCUGGGCUGGGAGCUGAACGUCCUGGAGUCGGUCACCAUCUCGGUGGCCGUGGGCCUGUCGGUGGACUUCACCGUCCACUACGGGGUGGCGUACCGCCUGGCCCCCGACGCCGACCGCGAGGGCAAAGUCAUCUUCUCACUGAGCCGCAUGGGCUCGGCCAUCGCCAUGGCCGCCCUCACCACCUUCGUGGCGGGGGCCAUGAUGAUGCCCUCCACCGUGCUGGCCUACACCCAGCUGGGCACCUUCAUGAUGCUCAUCAUGUGCGUCAGCUGGGCCUUCGCCACCUUCUUCUUCCAGUGCGUGUGUCGGUGCCUGGGCCCCCAGGGCACCUGCGGGCAGAUCCCCCUGCCCCGGACACUCCGGUGCGGCGCCUUCUCCCACGCCCCCACCCCAGGCCCCGGGGACAAGGGACCACCGGGCAAGGCGCACGCCCUGGACGCCUACCACCUCGCCCCCCGGGGCCGGAAGGCAGAAAGGGAGCAGCACGGGCUCUACGAGCUGGAGCCCCUGGCACCACGGGGCCACCGGGCCGCCGAGAAGACGGCGUACGAAGAGCCGGGCGGCUGCCCCGAGGGUCUCGGGGCCACGGGCAGGAGCGGCAGGCGGGAGGCCGGCUCAGCCCUGCUGCAGCCCUGCCGCGACCAGCACACCCUGUGCCAGCUCUUCUCCCUGAGCCACGGGUGCAGCUGCCCGGCCGCCUACAGACCCCUGAAAUGCGGGCCGAGCUCCUGCCCACAGGCGGCCGACAGCCUGUGCCACCACUGUGCGCCCACCGUCCCGAGCAGCGGGGCCCCCGGGCAGGCCCCCGAGGGCUUCGUGCGCUCCACCGCCCCCCUCCUACACCCCUGCCCGUGCCUCCAGGGCAGACUGAGAGCCGCCGGCCUGGCGAACUCCCUGUCUCCGCGGGGUCUGUCCAUUCACCCAGGGCAGUGCGCACAGGCCCCGGAGACAGCGGCUCGGGCCGGCACCCCAUGCGGCCAGGGCGACGUGGAAGAGCGGCACCCACGGGCUGGAGCGCCCCAGGAGACGGGCUGCGGCCCUGAGUGCAAGCCCAGAGCCGUCUCGGGGACGCUGGAGGGCGGCGAGGGGACGGCAGACAGGGACGCCGCCUCCCCGAGUCAGACAGCCUCAGGGCCCUGCUGGUCGCAGACUGAUGCGACCCUGAACUCGGAACACUCGCCUCCAAAGGAGCCAGAGUUGACUUCGGGCCCUUUGUUGGGGGAGGCUGGGCACAGGCAGCCCUGGGGCAGGGGAGGAAGGGGGAAGUGCGGUUCUCUAGACUGUCAGGUGCCGGGCGCCGACACCGGCUUGCCCACGGGGUUGGCACACCCAGAACUCUCGGGGGGGAGUUUGUUGAUCAAAACACUUUAAUAAAUAAGAAUAUUCAGUUCAGAA
Erinaceus europaeus (western European hedgehog) is the source of this 4706-nucleotide messenger RNA. RefSeq names its product dispatched RND transporter family member 1 (gene DISP1). The transcript has 9 exons. Bases 246 to 4682 code for a protein of 1478 amino acids. Gene Ontology annotation, cellular component: membrane. Lineage: Eukaryota; Metazoa; Chordata; Mammalia; Eulipotyphla; Erinaceidae. The record is from RefSeq and is a predicted model, not a curated record.